UCAAUCCGUCUUUUAAUAAUCUGGAUCAGCGACCGCUGUUUGUGUUCUGACGUGUCACCGAUGGGCAGCACUCACGAUCAGCCUGCAGCCAAAUGAAUCCGCGAAGAAGAAUGUUGUGAACAAGGAAGUUGGUGUUUAACAGGAAGCCAGCGACAGCGUUGUGAAUGAGAGAGAGCCCUGCGCUCACUUGGUUAAAAAAAGGUUAUCUCUGUGUCGUCGAGAAUGUACGCUCCACCGGGUUCUGCGGCUCCUGGAGGCAGGAGGAGGAGAGCGGGAACCUCCCUGCCAAAGCAGCCGGAGCGGAGCCUGGUGUCGGCUCUGCCCGGAGCUCUGUCCAUCACGGCGCUGUGCACGGCCCUGGCGGAACCAGCGUGGCUCCGCGUGCACGGUGGGACCUGUCCGAGGCAGGAGCUGGGCGUGGCUGACGUUCUGGGCUACAUCGACCCAAAGCUACUGGACGAUUACUGUGUGAAUCCUCAGACUGUUCUGCUGCUGCGAGUCAUCGCUGCCUUCUGCUUCCUGGGCAUCCUGUGCAGCCUGACCGCCUUCCUCCUGGACGUGUUUGGACCCAAACACCCGGCACUAAAGAUAACACGCAGAUACGCAUUUGCACAUAUUCUCACAGUGUUGCAGUGCGCCACCGUCAUCGGAUUCUGCUACUGGGCGUCGGAGCUCAUCCUGUCUCUGCAGCAGCAGCACAAAAAGUACCACGGCUCGCUCAUAUACGUCACCUUCGCCAUCAGCUUCUACCUGGUGGCGGGCGCGGGCGGAGCUUCCAUCCUCGCCACGGCCGCCAACCUGCUGCGCCACUACCCGACCGAGGAGGAGGAGCAGGCGCUGGAGCUGCUGUCGGAGAUGGAGGACAGCAGCGAGACUUUUCCUGCCGACUACGACGUCGCCAACCAGUUCCAGCCGCCGCCCGCGUACACGCCGUAACACGCCGCGAGCCCUCGCUUCUCUCCCUCCCUCCCUCUCUCUCUCCCUCCCCCUCCCUCUCUCGCUCUCAGCACGGCUUUUUUGGCUUUGAUGAGCAAAAACAAACGGAACAUUUCAAAGAUCCUCUCUGUGAAGACGGCGGCGUGAGCAGAAACUGUCUCUGAGCGACGGCGGCGGCGCAUGAAAGCUUUUGUUUAGCGGCGGCAGAUUUAAAAAAAAAAAUCCUCCUUUUCUUUCUUUAACCACUGAGUUUUUGUUGGUAAUUUGCAUGUAAAUGGCUUUUUAAGGAUCUCAGUCCUGACAUGUAAACCUGACUGGACUCCACUCAUCACCGAUAAUCAAUGACACGGCCACCGAUCAACGAUCAAUGACGUUUACUCGAGCUCUUCUCUGGACGCGGAUGGAGUUUUCUUUCCCUGUGUGUGUGUGUGUGUGAGUGAGUGAAAAAGUCUUAGUUCACCUUCAGAUUUAUGUCGUUUUAACAAUGUUUUCAUGAUCAUUUAUAAUUAUUUCUCUAUUUGUUUUAAUCAGAAACAACCAGAAAACACAGUAAACAUGUUUGCAGGUUUAAAUGUUUACUGUGGCACUUUUAAAUCUAGAUGGAAUGGAUAAAUAUUCAAAAAUCACAUCAUCUGGUUUUAAUGAUUAAACAAACCAUUCAAAUUGUUGACGAUUAAGAUUGGAAGUUUACUUUAAAUCACAUUAUUCUGUUCAAAAUGUCAAAGAUCACAGACAUUAACAGACGUAAAAUCACAGUUUUCACUCUGAAGUUCCUGCCAAUUCUUGGGGGAAAUUGUUUGAUUGAGAAUAUUUGAAUUUUUUUUACCACAAACUUUUAACGCAGUGAAAUAAAAACCAGAUUUUUUUAA
Solea solea (common sole) is the source of this 1805-nucleotide messenger RNA. RefSeq names its product transmembrane protein 127 (gene tmem127). Gene Ontology annotation, biological process: negative regulation of TOR signaling; negative regulation of cell population proliferation. The record is from RefSeq and is a predicted model, not a curated record. Bases 223 to 936 code for a protein of 237 amino acids. The transcript has 4 exons. Lineage: Eukaryota; Metazoa; Chordata; Actinopteri; Pleuronectiformes; Soleidae. Gene Ontology annotation, cellular component: membrane.